Molecule: messenger RNA, 935 nt
Organism: Cinara cedri
Lineage: Eukaryota; Metazoa; Arthropoda; Insecta; Hemiptera; Aphididae
Source: the annotation of a GenBank genome assembly
AUGAUUUUGGUUAUGAAAUCAUUCAUUUUAUUAUUACUUAUAGCUAAAUCGUUAAGUAAUACAUCAGAAGAUGGAGUUAAGUAUGCUAAUAAAUGUGAAGGUUUGUAAUUUAAUAUUAUGAAGUAUUGUACCCUGUAGUUUGUAAAUAAUUUUUAAUGAUGAACAGACUAAAUACACAACAAAUACUUAGGUAUAAAUAUACAUUUGUGUAAAUUAUUUUAGUGUGUAAAAUAUUAGCAAUAGAAUUAGAAGGUCGAUUACUAGAAACUGGUAAAACAAGCGAAUAUCUGGAACUUGGAUACUCUAUUGAUCAGCCUAAAAAGAAAAAAGAGUAUAAAAAAUCGUGAGUUAAAUAAUAAAAUAUAGUAUUGUAAUUAACAGAUAAUAUUGUUGAAUUAAUAAUUUCUUCAGGGAAUUACGUUUAGUUGAAUCAUUAGAUGGCCUUUGUGAAAGGAUAUUGCAGUACAAUAUUCAUAAAGAAAGAACAGACAGUACUAGAUUUGCUAAAGGAAUGAGUCAAACUUUUCAAACACUACAUGGCCUUGUGUAAAAAACAAUAAAUUUAAUAUUUAUUAUAAUCAGAUUCUAUGUUCAGUUAUAUUUUUAUAAUUGUAGGAAUAAAGGAGUAAAAGUUGAACUAGGAAUACCAUAUGAACUCUGGGACAAACCUUCAGUUGAAAUAACAAAUAUGAAAACACAGGUACAAUUUAAAAUUAAAAUUAUACACCCUGAAAUAUUAAUAUAUUUUUUAUUUCUAGUGUGAAGACUUGUUGGAAACCUAUGAAUCGGAUAUAGAAGAGUGGUAUUUUAAUGAUCAAACUAACAGCUUAUUAAAUUAUUUAUGUGAAGAUCGUGCAUUGAAAAACUCUGACGUAUCUUGCUUAAAUGACGCCCCAACCAAGGGAGAUACAAGACGACUUAAACAAGAAUUAUAA